Molecule: messenger RNA, 1261 nt
Organism: Danaus plexippus (monarch butterfly)
Lineage: Eukaryota; Metazoa; Arthropoda; Insecta; Lepidoptera; Nymphalidae
Exons: 2
Coding region: 202-723 (173 amino acids)
Biological process (GO): regulation of cell cycle
Cellular component (GO): nucleus
Molecular function (GO): cyclin-dependent protein serine/threonine kinase inhibitor activity
Source: RefSeq, a predicted model, not a curated record
GCGGGAAACAUGGCGUCAGUCUCGCUCAGUCGGCAAGCGUGUGCGCACGCUGCCCGGCCUUUUAGGUUAGAAUUGGCGGGUUUUGUUCGCCAGGUGCUAUCGCCGCCCCCGCUCGUAUCCCCCUCUCGCUCACCGACAGCUGUUUCGUCUCGGGAGAUUAGUCAGAUGUUCUGAACCAGUCGCGCUCACCUGACAUCGACUAUGGCAGCGGGCGGACGCACACCGAAACAGCGGAGAUUGGAAAUGUCCUCGAUAUUGAGGAAUGCGAAUGCAACUAGAAGAAGGCGCGGGAGCUGCAAGUGUCUGUUCGGAGCCCCGGACAGGGAUGAAACGAGGCGUCUCAUGGCUGAGCAGUAUGCAAGAGAUAGGAAGCGAUUCAUCAAGCGGUUUAACUUCGAUGUCGAGACAGAGUGCUCUUAUAAGGCCGGGAAAUUGGAUUCGCCUGUGAAAUUCUGUGAAGAUAAGGAGAAUGAAAGUCCAAGGACAGGUGCUGAGGCUUUAGCGUGUGUUGAGAACACUGAUCUGCGACUGGGUUCGCCGUCGCGAAGGAGUGGCAGCUCGCCUAGGACUCCGACCAGGACUCCUAGGACCCCUAGGACUCCAAGGGCGUCAAGAACUCCACGAACGCCGCGAACACCAGCCUCCAGACGACAGCUGCAAAUGACAGAUUACUGGACGCUGAGAAAACACGGUGAUUCAGCUUCAAGCGACAAAGAGAAUUAGUUAAUGUAUAGUUAUAUGAUCUAAAUUAUUAAAGAGAAGCAAUUUAUCGAAAUAUUUAAUAUUAUUAUAAGUAUAGCUUCAAAUUUUUGUAUUACAUUUAGUUCGGUCGUCCUGGACCGCGACGUGUGUUCCUUUUAUAAAUGUACCAUAGAUGAUAAAUAUUAAAAAAAAAAAAUCAGAAAAAAUCUAGAUUUUUCUAUGUAAAAUACAACAAUAAUGUAGUAUCUAGUCUAUGAUCUCUGCAAUAAGUUUUUUUUUUUUUUUUUUAAAUAAAUGAAAUUGUGUAAAAGCUUCCUAAUAAUCACGUUGAUGAUAAAAUAGUUAUAGGUAAUGGAAUAGAUCGAUUUAAUUUUUUUAAGUAUAUUUUUAAUCAACUUCGGGUUAACGCAGUUCACGUUAAAUAUCAAAGCAAUCCACCGCAUCUAACCACCGAUUAAAUAUUUCAUUAAGAAUAUAUAUUAACACGUUUCUUUAUCGACUCUAAAUAUACAUUUGUAUAGAGAAUUGUUAUACGCUUUAUAAUAUAAGCCUAAUAUUA